ACCUUUUUUUAUUUCUUUUUUUUCUAUUUCACACCACUUUUUUUCCUACAUAUAUAUAUAUAUAUUUUUUCAUUUAACUAGGCUUUAUAUCAUUCAUUAAUUCAAACAUGGCCAACACCACGUCGACAGAGGAGGAACCCCUUCCCAGAAUGAACGCCGGCACGCAGAUGUUCCAAGACCUGGACUCCAACGUUUCGGCAACGGAGAUUGAAAGCCUCUGCAUGCGCUGCGAAGAAAACGGCUCAACCAAGAUCAUGCUCACUCGCAUCCCGCACUUCAAGUCCAUCAUUAUUCUCUCCUUUGAGUGCCCGCACUGUGGAUUCAAGAACAACGAGGUGCAAAGCGGCGAGUCCAUCCAGGAGAAGGGCCAGCGGUACGAGCUCCGGUGCACCACCAGGGUGGAUCUGAGCAGGCAGAUUGUGCGCAACAGCACGUCGUCGGUGGCCAUCCCGGAGCUGGAGUUCUCGGCGCCGCCAGCAACCAACUCAAUGAUGACCACUGUGGAGGGGCUUAUUUCGCGCAUCAUGGAGGAUUUGGAGAUGGACCAGGCGCAGCGCAAAGAUAUUAUUCCGGAGGUCUAUGAGGCCGUGGAGAAGCUGCUGGCAGGCAUGCGGGGGGCGCUGGAGCUGCCCGAAGAGGAGGAGGCCGGGCGCGCAUUCACACUGGUCCUGGAUGACCCGUCGGGCAACUCGUACGUGGAGAACCUGUGCGCGCCGCUCACUGAUCCGAAACUCAAGGUGCAUUACUACCGGCGGACGCGCGAGCAGAUGAUCCAGAUGGGCAUGAUCAACCCGGACACGGAGGAUACCGACCAGAUGGCCGAGCAGGCCAAGGCGCAGCUCAACAUGCGCGAGGAGAUGAAGGCAGCAGAGACUAUCAUGCGCGUGGCCAAGGAGGCGUCUGAGAGCAAUGAGAUUCUGACCUUCCCGGCCAACUGCUCCGGCUGCAACCUGCCGUGCGACACGCGCAUGCAGAUGGUCGACAUCCCUCACUUCCAACAGGUCAUUAUCAUGUCGACAACAUGUGACCAGUGUGGGUACAAGUCCAACGAGGUCAAGUGCGGUGGUUCCAUUAGCGAAAAGGGCAAGCGCAUCACGCUGCGCAUCGAGGACAAGGAUGACCUGUCCCGGGAUAUUCUCAAGUCAGAGACCAGCUCGUUCUGCAUCCCCGAACUUGACCUCGACAUGGUUGCUGGCACCCUGGGCGGCCGCUUCACCACUAUCGAGGGCCUGCUGCGUCAGGUGCACGAUGAGUUGAACCUCAGGAUUCCGUUCAUCGACGGUGACUCGGCUAUGGAGGAGCGCAGGAAUAAGUUCAAGUCCUUCUUGGACAAGCUUGAGAGUGCCGCUGACGGCAAGCUCUUCCCGUUGCAUAUCACCGUCGACGAUCCCAUGGCGCACUCGUACAUCCAAAACAUCUACGCACCUGAUGUCGACCCCAACAUGACCACCGAGGUCUACGAGCGCACGUUUGACCAGAACGAGGAGCUGGGCCUCAACGACAUCAACGUUGAGGACUACAAGGAGGACAAGCAGGAUCAGCCGACGGAGGAGUAAGACUGCUUGUUUUAUUUUGGCAUAAAUUUUGGUUGCAAAUUAAAAAUAGACUUUAU
Kickxella alabastrina is the source of this 1612-nucleotide messenger RNA. Its product is annotated as ZPR1 zinc-finger domain-containing protein. Gene Ontology annotation, molecular function: zinc ion binding. The record is from RefSeq and is a predicted model, not a curated record. The transcript has a single exon. Gene Ontology annotation, cellular component: nucleus; cytoplasm. NCBI's taxonomy places the organism in Eukaryota, Fungi, Kickxellomycota, Kickxellomycetes, Kickxellales, Kickxellaceae. The coding region runs from base 108 to 1556 and encodes 482 amino acids.